Messenger RNA from Pyrgilauda ruficollis (rufous-necked snowfinch), 2552 nucleotides. It is a transcript of the gene POMT1, whose product is annotated as protein O-mannosyltransferase 1. Gene Ontology annotation, biological process: protein O-linked glycosylation via mannose. The transcript is spliced from 21 exons. The record is from RefSeq and is a predicted model, not a curated record. Gene Ontology annotation, cellular component: membrane; endoplasmic reticulum. The coding region runs from base 223 to 2400 and encodes 725 amino acids. NCBI's taxonomy places the organism in Eukaryota, Metazoa, Chordata, Aves, Passeriformes, Passeridae. Gene Ontology annotation, molecular function: dolichyl-phosphate-mannose-protein mannosyltransferase activity.
CGCGGGCCCGUGUGGGGCCGGGGGUCCCGCUCUGAUCCCGGUCUCAGUGCCGAGCCUGGGCCCGCUCUUAGUCCUGGCAGAGAGAAACCAGGCCAGUGGCACGGCUCUGGAUGGUGGGGAUGUGCUCGCAUCUCGCUUUGUUCUCCCCUGAUCAAAGCCACGCAGAUGGAUUUGUUCUGGUAACUUUCCGUUGUGUUGAGGGUCAGACAAACCUUUGACAGGAUGUUGGGAUUCCUGAAGGAGCCAGUUGUGGUCACUGCGAAGAUCAAUGUGAGCCUUGUGGCACUGACUGUGAUGGGAUUAAUAAGUCGUCUCUGGGGGCUUUGCUAUCCUCGGGCUGUGGUUUUCGAUGAAGUUUAUUAUGGCCAAUUUGUUUCACUCUACAUGAAGAGGAUCUUCUUUGUGGAUGACAGUGGCCCACCCUUUGGCCACAUGCUGCUGGCCUUGGGAGGUUACUUAGGAGGAUUUGAUGGAAACUUCCUCUGGAACAGGAUUGGAGCUGAAUACAGCAUGAAUGUUCCUGUGUGGUCCCUGCGACUCCUGCCAGCCCUGGCUGGUGCUCUCUGUGUGCCUUUAGCCUACCAGAUUUUGGUUGAACUGCACUUCUCCCACUGUGCUGCACUUGGAGCUGCUCUUCUGAUUCUCUUGGAGAACUCUCUGAUCACUCAAUCAAGGUUCAUGCUUCUGGAAUCAAUACUGAUUUUUUUUAUCCUGCUUGCAGUUUUGUCCUACCUGAAGUUCUACAAUUUGCAAAAGCACAGUGCCUUCUCUGGAAGCUGGUGGUUUUGGCUCCUGCUGACUGGAGUAGCCUGUUCUUGUGCAGUUGGAGUGAAAUACAUGGGCCUGUUUACCUAUAUGCUGCUCUUGGCCACUGCAGGACUCCACUUCUGGCACAUGAUAGGAGACCAGACCUUGUCAAAUGUUUCCUUGCUGUGCCAUUUUCUAGCCCGGGGUCUGGCCCUCAUCAUCAUCCCCAUGGGGCUGUACCUCUCCUUCUUCUACGUUCACUUGGCUUUGCUGUAUCGCUCUGGGCCUCACGACCAGAUCAUGACAAGUGCUUUCCAAGCCAGCCUAGAGGGUGGGCUGGCUCGGAUCACUCAGGGUCAGCCCUUAGAGGUGGCCUAUGGCUCUCAGAUCACCCUGCGGAACGUGCUGGGCAAGCCCAUGCAGUGCUGGCUCCACUCUCACACCAACACUUACCCCAUCAGGUAUGAGAAUGGCCGAGGGAGUUCCCAUCAGCAGCAGGUGACCUGCUAUCCCUUCAAGGAUGUGAACAACUGGUGGAUUGUCAAAGAUCCUGGAAUGCAGCAGCUGGUGGUGAGUAACCCCCCACGGCCUGUCAGGCACGGGCACAUCGUGCAGCUGGUCCACGGCAUCACAACUCGCUACCUCAACACGCAUGAUGUUGCUGCUCCUCUUAGCCCCCACUCCCAAGAAGUUUCCUGCUAUAUCGAUUAUAACAUCUCCAUGCCAGCACAGAACCUCUGGAGAGUGGAAAUUGUAAAUCGCGAGUCUGACACGGAUGUCUGGAAGACAAUUCUGUCAGAAGUGAGGUUUGUUCACCUGAACACCUCUGCAGUGCUAAAGCUCAGUGGAGCAUCUCUGCCUGAGUGGGGAUACCGGCAGCUGGAGGUGGUUGGAGAGAAGCUGUCCAAAGGCUACCACCAGAGCAUGGUGUGGAAUGUGGAGGAGCACAGAUAUGGGAAAAGCCAAGAACAAAAAGAGAGGGAAGUGGAACUCCACUCUCCCACACAGAUGGACAUCAGUAAAAACCUCAGCUUCAUGGCAAAGUUCACAGAAUUGCAGUGGAAAAUACUCACAUUAAAAAAUGAAGACACAGAACACAAGUACAGCUCCUCUGCCCUGGACUGGAUCACAAUGGACACCAAUAUUGCCUACUGGCUCCACCCCACCUCAGGGGCCCAGAUCCACCUCCUUGGGAAUGUUGCCACCUGGGUUUCAGCUAAUGCUGCUGCUCUGGUUUACCUGUGUCUGUCCCUGUGGUACUUGCUGCGCCGAAGGAGGAAGAUCUACGACAUCCCUGAAGAUGCCUGGCAGCUCUGGAUGUCAGCGGGAGGCAUUUGUGGUGGAGGCUGGGCUGUGAAUUACCUGCCCUUCUUCCUGAUGGAGAAAACCCUUUUCCUGUACCACUACCUGCCUGCUGUCACAUUCCAGAUUCUCCUGAUUCCUGUGGUACUGCAGCAUCUCAGCGAUCAUCUCUGCAGAUCUGUGCUGCUCAGGAGCAUGUUCAGUGCCCUGGUUGUAGCCUGGUUCUCCUCGGUGUACUUUGUGUACUGCACCUUCAGCCCCGUGACCUACGGGCAGCCUGCGCUGUCCCUCACCGAGCUCAAGGCCCUGCGCUGGAAGGACACCUGGAACAUCCUGAUCCGAAAGCAGUGACCACUCCAGCCUGCCUACAGCGAAGGGAAACACCUCUUGUGCAAAGCCAAGAAUUUAUUGUUAGAAUCAUGGAAAUCUUAACAGUCACUUCAGGUAUUUUGUAGUAGUCAAGAUCUAAUGAUUACAGGAGAAAAUAAAGGAACGCUGUUACA